Molecule: messenger RNA, 1185 nt
Organism: Blepharisma stoltei
Lineage: Eukaryota; Ciliophora; Heterotrichea; Heterotrichida; Blepharismidae
Source: the annotation of a GenBank genome assembly
AUGAUUUUUCUAUAUGUGCUAAUAGCAGCAUGCAGUGCUGAGUAUUUACACCUGGCUGCAAGAAACCAUUCAAAACCAUAUAUGAAUAAAUCAAAAAAAGACUGACUUAUUUUGUAUACAAAUAAUAAUGCUCCAGGACAGCUUGAAAAAGAAUUUUUAAACGCUUCAAAAGCAGAAGGAACGAGCAAGCUGACGUAUUCUUUGUUUAACUGCACAAAAUAUUGGGAAGUUUGUGAGCAAUUUAGAAUAAAAGAGCUACCUUUAAUUCAUUAUGUCAGUAGAGGAAUGGUAAAAGAAUAUAAUUGGGACUUAUCACUGGAUGAUUUUAUUGAAUUUGGACAAAAAAUAAGUAUGCCUGAAAUACAGCAGGUUUCAACAGUUGAUGAUUUUGAAAAAUUCAAAAGAUAUGAGAGGGCUUUUAUGCUAUGAACUCUCCCUGAAUUUACAUCAGAAGCAAAAAAUCUUAGCGAUAAUUAUUUCGAUGCAAUCGCAAAAGAAAUGCAGCACACAAGGAUUUAUUUUGGCAGAUGUCAUGAAGAAGAGGUGGCUAAAUAUAUAAAAGUUGAUUGAGCUCAGCUGCCAAGUGUAAAACAGCAUGGAGUUGAUAGUGAUUAUGAUUUUAAUAUUACAAAAUAUACUGAAGCUUCUUUAAGGGAUUUUAUUGAAAAUCAUAAAUUUGGGGUACUUUUCAAUAUGACAAGAGGGAUAGAAAAAGAGCUGGUGUCAGGUCUUAAAGGAAAAUUAUUUGCCUUGGCUGUAUUAGAUUUCAGUAAUCAGACUGAAUAUAGCCGGUAUUCUAACCAUAUGAAAUCGCUAGCCUUGAGUCUAAAAAAAUCAAAAGAUUGGCGGUAUCAGUUUGGCUUACUAGAUGCUCCUAAAUUUCCAGAUAUAGCUGACAAGUUUAAGGCCAGAGAACAUCCACAAUUAGUUGUCGUUGAUUAUAGAAAAAUAAAUGAUAAUGCAUUUUAUUUUGGAGAUUUUAUGGUUGAAAAUGAAAGAGAGCUUUAUGUGCUAUUAAAUGAUACAUGGGAUUCAGCAAUUCCGUUGAAUUACACAAUCCCAUUGGAUGAGAGAGAUAAUUACGAUGAAAUUACAAUAGGAGGGUAUUUACUCAUUCUUCUAGUAUUGCUCAUGGGAGGGCUUUUUAUUUAUCGUAUCUACAAUACAAAGGAAAAGGAGGAUUAA